UACUUGGCCUAACGGGAGUUCAGUCGUCUAUACUACUAGUGUUUACCAGAGAGUUCAAGAGGAGCACAUUGACCAAACUCACCUGGGGAACUAAGGAAACUCACAGCUUGUUUGUCUCCACUCACUCUGCUGGUCAUGGAGAAACCCCAGAUAUUAGUUUACGUCGAGAAGAGUUUAAAUUACAGUGCCUUUGACGUGAAAUGGAUUCCUCGGUCUGCCAAAGUGGUGGCCAUUGGCAGUCAUCCCCAAGGUACUGGGGCACUGCAGGUGUAUGAGAUGACCGAGGGAGAUCUCAAGCUGCUUCAUGAUGUAGAGCGGCCUAAGGCGUUGAAAUGUGGAACAUUUGGGGCAUCAACUCUGGAGGACCGACACUUAGCCAUAGGAGACUUUGAGGGGAAGAUGGAAAUUAUUGACCUACAGUCUCCUCAACUACCUGUGUACUCAGUCAAAGCUCACAAUGAGAUCGUCAAUGCCAUCGAUGGAAUUGCUGGGCUCAAUAUUGGCAAAGGUGCUCCAGAGAUCGCCACAGGUAGCCGGGAUGGGCUGGUGAAAGUUUGGGAUCCCCGACAAAAAGAUCGGUCUGUUAUUACCAUUGAACCAAAGGAUGGUGAACAGAGACGCGACUGCUGGAGCGUAGCUUUUGGAAACUCACACUCCAAUGAUGACAGAGUUCUUUGUGCCGGAUUUGACAAUGGAGAUGUGAAGAUGUUUGAUCUACGCUCGAUGGCUGUCAAGUGGGAAACAAAUCUGAAGAAUGGCGUUUGCUCUCUUGAGUUUGACCGGAAAGAUAUCUUGAUGAAUAAACUUUUAACCACGACCUUAGAAUCAAAAUUCUUUGUAUAUGAUCUUCGGACAUUCCACGAAGAAAAGGGCUUUGCUAAACAGGUUAAUAAAGGUCACAAGUCAACUGUGUGGUGUGGGAGACACUUACCUCAGAAUCGUGAAAUAUUUGUCACAACUGGAGGUAAUGGCUCAGUCAUGUUGUGGAAGUAUUCAUAUCCUGAUUCAAGGUCCAAGAAAUUGGAUGAUGGGUCAGAAAUUGGUGUUGUUGGAGAAUCCAAACCAUUACAGAAUGCCACCCUUACUGAUCAGCCCAUUACAAGCUUUGACUGGAGUCCAGAUAAAAUGGGAUUAAGUGUAUGUUCAGGACUUGAUCAGGCUAUUAGAAUUGUAAUUGUUACCAAGCUGAACACAGUGUGAAGAUAAAUUAUUGGUAUGUAUUAUUAUCAAUAAUAUAAAUGUGAAUACAGUAUCUGUGCAGUUCCAAUAUUUGUUGCACUUUCUCAAAUCCUGUGUAUAUUUUUCUCCUCUUUCUUCAGUCACUUCAGGAGGAAAUAUAUACAGUAUCAGAUAUAGAUUUCAUGAUCAAAAACUUCACAUUAGUACUUCCCAGCCAUUGUGUCAUAGUAGCUUGCAUCAUGUCCUGCUUUAUGUGGACUCCUUGUGAGCUUGAAGUGUGUCUUGAUUAUGACUUCUAAGUGGAAUCUGAAGUCUCAUUGCAUUAUGUCUUUUAGGAUUAUCAAAUCAUUAUCAAUUGAUUUCAGGGACACAGAUUUUUGACGAUUAUUUGUAGCCAUCAACCUCCAAACAAGAACCACAUCCAGAACCACAAAUAAAAUGGUGCCUGUAAAAAUCUUUCCUGACUGCAGCACUGAGCUUGAAUCUCCUGGGAUAAGAAUUCAGGGUAUCCAAAUACUAUAUAUUUUUUUUAAAUUCUUUAUGAAGUAAUAGAAAAAUGUAUCCAGUGUCAAGAUAUCUGUGAAGAAGUAAUACUUUUAGGGAUCCUUACUCCCAGAGUUUUAAACACCCUUUUCCGUUGAAGAGGGCCGUCGUGUUUUAACCCGAGUUUAAAAAAAAAUUAGUCCUGAAGGACACCGUAGUAUAGUACAGUCUGUCCCCCACUUACGACAUUCGACUUACGACAGCCCGGACAUAUGACGGCCACGGUCGUAUAAAAUAUUUUUCACAUUACGUAUUUUCGAGUCCCGACGAUAGUGAUCGCGCUGUGCACUGACAAAAUUUUCGUUCGUAAAUCCCUUUAAAAUGGCUGGCAAGCGUAAAAGUGAGAG
Molecule: messenger RNA, 2069 nt
Organism: Homarus americanus (American lobster)
Lineage: Eukaryota; Metazoa; Arthropoda; Malacostraca; Decapoda; Nephropidae
Gene: Wdr92
Product: dynein axonemal assembly factor 10-like
Exons: 4
Coding region: 136-1200 (354 amino acids)
Molecular function (GO): ubiquitin binding
Source: RefSeq, a predicted model, not a curated record